AUGUUUUUCUUUUCGCGACUGCCAUCAUAUGUUGGGAUAACGGUUCUAUUUCUUUCUCUUAUAUACUUGUACCAAAAUGGCGCUAUUAUUCACUCAAACUCGGAUUCUAAUGAGUAUUGGACUACUCUCCAACAAAAGUCUGGGGACCAGUUCAGCCAACUGAAAUCUCAAUACCAUCUGAGACCGACUUCAAGCAUCUCAACAACAGUCUCCCUCAAGCCCAAUCUUAUUCUCAGCGCCAUAGAUGGACCGAGUUGGCAGGACCAAAUCUUUAUCUUCAUGCAAUCACUUGAAAUUGCAGUCAGCGAAGAAGCGCUUCAACGGCAGCGCAGCAAUAGUUGCCCUGCGGCUCCAGUACAGGUGAAAAUCAUUGUGCCAGAGAACCUGGCUCAAGACCUCCCUAGUGGCUUCCAAGCGUUGAAGCAAAGAUACCCAUCCUUGGAUUUCGUCGGCAUUCUGCCAGAGAUCAAGGAUGUUGCGGUCGUGCUACGACGAUUUCAAGGUUGGUCAGACUACCUGAACCAGCAUGAAAAACAGUAUGAAAGAGUCCUGGCAUGCGACUUAGAUGUAGUCUUCCAACGAAAUCCCUUCAGCAUGGACAUGAAAACCAAUGUUGAGUUGCUCUAUUUUGCUGAAUGGGCAGGACUCAGAAUUGGCCAGUGCUCAGUUCACGUUGGAUGGUUCAAUCAAUGCGCGAGUCCUGAGACUGAUUCUUUCGUCUCGCCUCAGCAGACGCUCAGUUACAUGCAUAAAAAUCGUAUCUGCGCCGGUUCCGUCUACGGGACAGCACGAGCGAUCAAGGUGUACAUGGACACAAUGGCUUCUCAGUUGAAAGUCUCACUCUAUCGAUGCAAUGACCAAGCGAUGCAUAUCCACAUCUACUACUCAAAUCUCUUGGAUAAGGAGCUGCGACACAACGGUGUUGGAAAGGCCGAACUUGUGCCCAACGAUGAAGCACUCUUUGGUAGUGUGGGUACUACGCCCAUGGUCACAUUUAACGAAUGGGGUGAGAUGUUGAACGAAAAGGGCGAGGUUCAAGUCGGUGUCCAUCAGUACAAAACUCAUUCACUUCUAUCAGACAUUGUGUGGAGAAAGUUCGGAUGGUACGCCGAGGUAGGGCAGAGUGGUGCGAUACCUACUAUAGCCCGCUUAGCUGAAGAAGGUGAGAAGGUUUCAACAUUAGAACCCGAGAAGCAGGAAAGCGGUGGCGCGGAUUCGACUCAUACGGAUGCAGAGCAUGAUCUGAGGCAUGCCGAAAAUGAGAAGGAAGACGCGGAUGCCACUUCUUACACGCAAUACCGCCUGUUGAAUGUGUCGGAAUCGAGUUGUGGAAAGCACUCGUCGUUGUGUUCAUGCAAGUAUGAUGACUGCCAACCGCAUUAUGAUUAUUACUAG
Molecule: messenger RNA, 1395 nt
Organism: Exophiala aquamarina CBS 119918
Lineage: Eukaryota; Fungi; Ascomycota; Eurotiomycetes; Chaetothyriales; Herpotrichiellaceae
Exons: 2
Coding region: 1-1395 (464 amino acids)
Source: RefSeq, a predicted model, not a curated record